AUGGCUGCGAAGUUCCGUUCCGGCCUUAAGCUCGAGAUAAGGGUAGCUGUGGCUAGUCGCAGGGGAAUUCCUUAUUCUGAGGUACUGGGUUGCGCGCUAGACGUGGAAGAAGCGCUGCCCAAGAAUGAGAGGAUAACAAAUCCUGCACCAUCUGAACUCCCAUCAAACUUUAGAGACAAGAGGAAGUGGAAGGGGAACCGAGCUCCUUUUGAGAACAAGAGGCGUUUUCCCACUUUUCGGCAACCGCAGAAUCAUGGGUGCCAAAUUGUGCCACAGCAGAGGGGAAACCCGCAGAGGACACCCUAUUGUAGUCGGUGCUCCAAGCAUCAUGUUGGGGAGUGCCGAGUUGGAGGCAUUCGGUGUUAUGUCUGCGGCGGGAAUGGGCACAUGUCUCGAGAGUGCCUAAAUAACAACAAAGGUGGAGUGAAGAAUGGGCAAGGACAGAGGCCACCCCAACAGCCACAACCAAUCCGACAAGUGGCCCCACAGCAAGCGAGGGCAUAUGCGCUAAGGGGAUAUCAAGGCAGGAACCCCAAGCCAUCAAGGGCAAGGAGAAUUUGGCAGAACUCCCUACUGCUAAGCUUGAAUCGAAUUUGA
Messenger RNA from Salvia splendens (bonfire salvia), 597 nucleotides. Its product is annotated as serine/arginine-rich splicing factor RS2Z32-like. The record is from RefSeq and is a predicted model, not a curated record. Lineage: Eukaryota; Viridiplantae; Streptophyta; Magnoliopsida; Lamiales; Lamiaceae. Gene Ontology annotation, molecular function: nucleic acid binding; zinc ion binding. The transcript has 2 exons. Bases 1 to 597 code for a protein of 198 amino acids.